This is a messenger RNA of Ananas comosus (pineapple), 3844 nucleotides long. Its product is annotated as flocculation protein FLO11. NCBI's taxonomy places the organism in Eukaryota, Viridiplantae, Streptophyta, Magnoliopsida, Poales, Bromeliaceae. The record is from RefSeq and is a predicted model, not a curated record. The transcript has 8 exons. Bases 454 to 3558 code for a protein of 1034 amino acids.
GUUGAGGGGUCUCCGUACAUUUUUGACCUUUUCGGUUUCCCAAUUCCUACCUGCAAUUUUUUUUUUUUUCCCGGUUUAGUAUUUGUUCGCGGCAUUUGCCGGUUUGGUUCGUUGAUUCGACCCGGUUCAUUUCCAGGUCCCAGGGGAGGGGAGUGAACCGUGAACCCGGUCGUCAAACCGCAUCCUCAAUUACAGCUCAAUAACGCGUUCGGAUCCGCGAGUCCUCUCUCCUCCUCCUCCUCCGACGACCUUCGCAAUCCAAUUGCGGGAAACGCAGCAGCGCGAGCGACCGCGGCGCCGAAUCGCGGCCCCCCCACCGCACCUACUCUCUCGGUUUUUCCUCUCUUUCUAGGGUUUCUCUCGGAGAACGCUCUCAUCGUCUCAGCUCUCUAUGCCCAACCCCUUCUUCUCCUUCCGAGAAGAGCGAUCGAAGGAGGGGACGAGGUUAGGGCUAUGAAGGGGCGGUCGCAGCGGCCCCAUCCUCCUCCCACGGCGGCGGCGGCGGCGGAGCCCUCCGACGACUGGGGCGAUGGGUCGUGGACGGUGGAUUGCUCGUGCGGCGUCACCUUCGACGACGGGGAGGAGAUGGUGAGCUGCGACGAGUGCGGCGUGUGGGUGCACACCCGCUGCGCCCGCUUCGUCCGCGGCGACCCCUCCUUCGCCUGCCACAACUGCAAGCCCACCUCCCCCUCCGCCACCGCCGCCGCCGCCGGAGCCGCCGCCGCGGAUGGUGGCGGCGACGACAACGAGGAGGAGACCGAGGUGGCGCAGCUCCUCGCCGAGCUCCCCACCAAGACCGCGUUCCGGCGCUGGGGCCAGGUCCCCCGCGAGGACCGCGUCCACGUCCAGGGCCCCGCCCUCGCCCCCGCCCCCGCCCCCGCCCCCGCCCCUGCCCUUGGCGGCGGAGGAGACCAUGCUCUCUUCGGCCGCGGCCUAUCCUCCGUCUUCACCGCCAACCUGUGGCGGUGCGCCGGCUACGUCCCCAAGAAGUUCGGGUUCCGCUACCGCGAGUUCCCGUGCUGGGACGAGGAGUCCCAGGAGGACGGGGACCGUAACGCGAGCCAUAGUGUGGCCGAUACGCUCUUCUCCCUCUCGAAGGAUGCCGCAGCCCCGCCUUCUUCUGCAUCGGAGCGCAAUCGGUUGGCCACAAACUGCGGAAAGAAGGAGAGGAGCGCGAACAAGAGGAAGAAGGAGUCGGCGGCGGAAGAAGGGAAGGAAUUGCUCGGGAGGAAGAAGGUUAGGAGUAACACAGAUAGAGCUUCAGGGGAUACCAACAGAAGAGGUGAGGGUUCUGUCCCUAUUAUUGAUAUGAACAAGUCUGACGCCAGCGAGGGUCGGAAUCUGCAGGUUGAUAAUUCGGUUGUUACCGAAAGGAAGGCCGAGGACAAAAAGGGUGAAACGGAUGUUAAGCCCCGAUCCCCUGCUCAGCAGGAAGGAACAAAUGUUGUUGUUGUUGUUGACAUGCAUGGAGAUUCUCAGACCAAUACCCCUUCUGCAGAGGACAUGGCUAGCCUGAGGGUAGAUCAAAAAGUAUCGGCAGAAGUUUCUUUGAAGGUUGAGACAGUCGAUGUUGUUGAGUCUGUAAAGGCUGAGGUCUCUGCGGCAGCUAAUGUGUUCCGUGGGGAAGGACAGGAUGCAGUCAUGGAGUCUAUCAAAGUAGAGCCCAAGACUGAGAACCCUUCUGAAGUGAAUCAAACUGUAGAUUCAUGCACGAUAAACUCAGAGAGCUUGAAAUCAGUGAUUAAUAGUCUUAGAGGGAGUCAAGAUCUCCCAGAUGUGCCCUUGCUUCCUGAUUCUAAUGGUGCUACUUCACUGAAUUUAAAACCAGAUGAAGUUGAAGCUGAUAAGAAGUUGGAUCGAUCAGAUAAUUCAGUGCAACAUCAUCAAUCAUCAUCAGGCCAAUUAUCUGAGAAUCUACAGGAUCAUGAAAGUGCUGCUUUUGGUUUACCAUCUGGCAAGCCCAAAUCUCAAGAUUCUUCCAGAACUGCAGAACAAGCUGAUAAUGCGCCUAAACAGGGAGUAGUUGAUGCAGAUGGAGCACAUAAAAUUCCCAUAGAAUUAAGAAGGCAUAGCUCAGCAUGUCUUGAUGAACCUGUAAAAACAGAAGCACUAAGCAUCACGAAGGCUUCUUCCGCGUCAGCUGUUACAAUCUCAAGAUCAGUAAGCUCCAUCUCGCUUCCGACAGCUGGAAAGGCUGCUCACUCAACCAAACAACAGCAAGAGAAGCCAUCUGUCUCGGCUGAGGAGAGCUUGCAAGAGCAUUCGAGGCGACCCGCAAAACACCCGCCAAAAGCAUCACAAAUGAGCAGAGCUGCUUCUUCUUCUGCCACCAAAUCAAGAUUGUCAGAUCGAACUCCCGGAAAUGAGGCGACCUCACAACAGUCUCACAUAAAGCCAACAGCAUCUUCAGUUUCAUACAAGAAAAAUGAAAGGGUCCACCAACCAUAUCCUCAACCAUCAUCAUUGUCAGAUGUCAUUAAUAAUUCAAUAUCUCCUUAUCCAACAGCAUCUGAUUCUACCACUGCAUUAAGUGAUGAGCAGCUUGCACUACUGCUUCAUCAGCAAUUGAACAGCUCUCCUAGAGUUCCAAGGGUGCCACGUGCGCGCCAAUCGGUUGGUGGCCAGUUUGCCCCUUCAACUGGUGCAAGUGUGUUCUCAAAACGCUCUUCGCAAUCUGGAGGAAGGGAUCAUGCUCCGGUUUUUAAGAAGAAGAGCAAGGAAGAUGGAUCAAGAGAUAGCUCUCGCAAUUCUCGAGAGUCUGACGAUGAGAUAAGGAAGUUGGGAAAGGAAUCAACUUUCUCGACGGACGGUUCUGUCACAUCAAUGCAGAAGAGUCUUCUUGGUACCACAGUUGAGGGUGCAACUAACAGUAGUAGUCUCUCGCCCUGUCUUGUGGCCCCUACUGGAUUGAAUGUUUCAUCAGUUAGCAGUUCGCCUAGAGAAAAUAUCCCAAUUGAUUAUAGUAGUUACAAUUCUCGUACUUUGCCAGGUUUAAUAGAUGAAAUCAUGUGUAAGAACAGAAAUAUAACAUACGAGGAACUAUGCGAUGCUGUUCAGCCGCAUUGGAAUGAUUUGAGGAAGCCUAAUGGGGACCGUUAUGCUUAUCCAAGUCAUCUACAUGCUGUCCAUGAUUGUCUGAGGAACAGGAGCGAGUGGGCGCAUUUAAUUGAUCAAGCCCCAAAGACGAACUCAGGUAAGAAGAGACGAGAAUUCAGAGGCAAGGGUACAGGUGAUGCGGAAGAUAAGAGCGGAGGGGAGUCCCACCGUGAAGACUUCCCCAAGGGCAAGCGCAAGGCCCGCAAGCGCCGGCGACUCGAACUAAAAGGCCGGGCCGUGAAUAUUAAGGAUGGCAUCGGCAGCAGAAAGAAGAGGCGCAUUCACGGGCCAGGCUCGGCCUCCGACAACGAUAACGAUAUCCUCCGCCCUUCUGCUGCUUCGUUGUCUCGUUCGAGCAAUGAAGAGGGGAAUGAGAAGAACCACUCAAGCGAUGGCGAGAGCCAGGAAACCCUCGAAGCUGACACUGCUACUUCUAGUAGUAGCUCUUCUGAAUCCGAGUAGUUCAGCUGCUGCGGCAGCUUAUGAUUUGGAUUUUCGAUGUGGACCCACUGCUUAUAAUCGUACCAAACGCUAGCUAGUGACUUUUUAGCAGCAGAAGAAAUAGGAAAUGCCGAGAUUAGCGAUGUUGGUGCGGAUCGAAUUCCAAGGGGUGGUGGGUCUGCGCGUGUAAUACUAGUGUAUAUGCAAUCUUUUGUAUUGUUUGGUCUUUCAUGUUUCUAGGUAGCAGGUAGUUGUAGAAUGGCUUGAAGGAAAAUAAAAGUAUAAAGUGAUUUAUUUCUUCUUUUUA